GGGUGUGUGUGUCGACCUGAUGUAUUUAGGAGGAAGAUAAUCUGCAGAUCACGCAUUGACGUACAGAUCUCGAUCAUUAUCUGUACCGCAGUUUGCACAACCAAUCGUGUGGCAGACGCGUGUGCCUUGUUACUCCGCUAAAAUCUACUCAACCGUGAAAUUUUAACGGGAAUUCCGCUUUUGCAAAAACAUUUUAUUGAUAAAACACGCACAAUGUCGACUUUUGAACAAGCCGCCGAAAAUGCGAAGAACCUUAAGGUGACCCCUCCGGAUGCGGACCUGCUGGAGAUUUACGGUCUGUACAAACAGGCGACGGUAGGCGAUUGCAACACAGACAAGCCGGGCAUGUUGGAUUUCAAGGGCAAAUCAAAAUGGGAAGCCUGGAACGGACGCAAAGGUCUAUCCCAGGCCGACGCCCAGCAGGCCUACAUUGACAAGGUGGCCCAGCUGGUGGAAAAGUAUGGCCUCAAGUAGAGGCCUGUUUUGAGGUUGUAGGCCGUUUCUGAAUUUAUCACAUUUUCCAAAGCAGUGGAAAACGGAACUCUUCCAGACUCUUUUAAUGUUAAGUUUUGUAUAUUUUAUUUUCGAUAUUAAAAACCAACGAAAUCUCACUUGAA
Molecule: messenger RNA, 617 nt
Organism: Malaya genurostris
Lineage: Eukaryota; Metazoa; Arthropoda; Insecta; Diptera; Culicidae
Gene: Acbp1
Product: acyl-CoA-binding protein
Exons: 2
Coding region: 214-474 (86 amino acids)
Biological process (GO): fatty acid metabolic process
Molecular function (GO): fatty-acyl-CoA binding
Source: RefSeq, a predicted model, not a curated record